This is a messenger RNA of Benincasa hispida (wax gourd), 1455 nucleotides long. RefSeq names its product AT-hook motif nuclear-localized protein 20-like. Gene Ontology annotation, molecular function: minor groove of adenine-thymine-rich DNA binding; DNA-binding transcription factor activity. NCBI's taxonomy places the organism in Eukaryota, Viridiplantae, Streptophyta, Magnoliopsida, Cucurbitales, Cucurbitaceae. The record is from RefSeq and is a predicted model, not a curated record. Gene Ontology annotation, cellular component: nucleus.
AAAAAACCUUCUCUCUCUCUCUCUCUCUCUCUCUCCUCACAUACUUUCUUGUCCAUCUCAACUCUAGGCAUCUCUUUGCCUUUUCUUUCCUCUCCUUCCCCUCAUCAUCAUUUCAACCUCUCUCUCUCUCUCACUGAUACUUUCCCUUUGCUUAAUCCUUCCCUUUACAUCUCCCAGUACUACUUAUUAAUUUAAUCCUUUCUCAUCUAAUCAUAUUCAUUUCUCUAUUUUCCCCCUUUUUUCUAAAUUAUUAUUACAUCUUCUUCUUCCCCCUUUCAACCCCACAAUACCCUCUUCUUCUUCAGCACAAAAUUUGUUUUUAAACAAAUUGUGACAUUUUAAACCCUGAAAAUUUCCAAGAUCUGAAAAUUAUAAAAAGAUUUUAUUUUUGAUGAUGGCCAACCGGUGGUGGACUUCCGGCCAGAUGGGUCUUCCGGGAGUUGAUCAUACCUCAACCAGCUCCUCUGCCAUGAGAAAACCAGAUCUCGGAAUCUCCAUGAACGACAACGGUGGACCUGUCCACAGCGGCGGGGAUGACGAUGAUGAUAGGGAUAACGGUGGCGAUGAACCUAAAGAAGGAGCUGUUGAAGUUCCAACACGCCGUCCCCGUGGCCGCCCGCCGGGCUCCAAGAAUAAGCCUAAGCCACCUAUCUUUGUUACUAGAGAUAGCCCUAAUGCCCUAAAAAGCCAUGUCAUGGAGAUUUCUAAUGGAGCUGAUAUCGCCGAAAGUGUUGCUCAAUUCGCUCGACGACGACAGAGAGGUGUUUCUGUGCUUAGUGGCAGCGGUACGGUAACGAAUGUCACACUCCGACAACCAUCUGCCCCCGGUGCAGUCUUAACCCUCCAUGGCCGGUUCGAGAUUCUUUCUUUGACUGGAACUUUCCUCCCAGGACCAGCCCCGCCCGGCUCCACUGGACUAACGAUCUACUUGGCCGGUGGACAAGGGCAAGUGGUGGGCGGCAGCGUCGUCGGGCCACUCACCGCUGCCGGCCCAGUGAUGGUGAUUGCUGCAACAUUUUCCAACGCGACAUAUGAAAGAUUACCCUUGGAAGAGGAGGAAGAAGGCGGCGGAGUAGGAGCACAAGGGCACACAUCGGCAGGCGGUGGCGCAGUCGACGGUUCUCCUCAAGGCAUCGGAAGCGGAGUCGGAGAUCCGUCAGCUAUGCCUCCACUGUAUAAUUUACCGCCGAACUUGCUACCGAAUGGCGGCGGUGGGCAGAUGAACCAGGAGGCUUAUUCUUGGGCUCACGGCGGCCGGCCCUCGUUCUAAAGCUUCUGAUGAUAAAAAGGUUAGAAAUUAAAGUGUCCUAAGAUUCAGGCUGUUUGUUGCAGCCAUGGUUUAGGAGGUUGAAGAUAUAAAAGAUGAAAGAGAUUUGUUCUCUAUAUAUUUCAUGUCUUAGUCGAUUAUAAAUAUUCAGUGUGAAAAAACCCUUAAAUUGUUCUAUGCAAAUACAA